This is a messenger RNA of Blastomyces gilchristii SLH14081, 3322 nucleotides long. RefSeq names its product phthalate transporter. The transcript has 6 exons. Bases 779 to 2239 code for a protein of 486 amino acids. Gene Ontology annotation, molecular function: transmembrane transporter activity. Gene Ontology annotation, cellular component: membrane. Lineage: Eukaryota; Fungi; Ascomycota; Eurotiomycetes; Onygenales; Ajellomycetaceae. Gene Ontology annotation, biological process: transmembrane transport. The record is from RefSeq and is a predicted model, not a curated record.
AUUUAUUCAAUAUUGAUAUAUUUUUGACAGAAGAUACUCAAAUAGUUAUCUCUUUCAAGUGGAAAAUAUUAAUCACACACCAUUGGAUAGCUCUGAGCUGAGCAUUGUAUUUCGUUUGGCCAACUAUUAUUCUUAGAUACAAUUCUGUUCUCGCUGAGAAACAUUGAAGAGCAAAUAAUGACAGGAGGAGGCCACUACCUUGCAGCUUGCCGAACUUCUCUGCCAUGUGGCCAAGCUAACGAGGAGCCGCCCAUGGACCAUGGCCCAUGGCAGGCAUAGUUGGAGAGACGAGCGCUGGACGUCUCUUGACCAUUCCUUUGGACGAAUCAACAGCUAAGACCGGCUGUGUACCAACCCAAUUCCGCUAGACGUCGGGAGGGGCGAAAGGGGCGAAGGGGCGAACCCAUAUACUCAUUCCCUGUCUGGAUGCCAAUGGAUGUUAACCUUUGUAUCCACAUUAAUAUACCAUAUUUUCCCUACUCAGACUCACCAGGACUCGGCCGGGAUCUGGCUAUUCGUCAAGAUAACAUUGCUUUACCCGCGGCUCCGAGUCAUUUCCCCCAGGAAAGCACCUUUCGUCGGUGGGUCUCCCCAGUUGGGAGAACCAUUCGAUGCGGGGGAUAUUGUUGCUACUAUAUAAUUCAAUGUGAACCCCAGACAAGAUGCAAAAGAAGGCACGUCAAGUAAAGGGCUUCAUCUUCGCCCAACAAGCUGUCUUUUCUCGCUGAGCAGCCAUAAUAUCCUCACAUCUUCUCCCCAUCAACUCGGCUAUCAUACAAUGUCCGGUGACUUAGAGAAAGCCCCCGACGGGGUCUCCGUUGACCAUGUCAACAAGACGACUACUCAGGAGGCUUCGGACAUCGACGUGGACGAUGUAUAUUCAUACGCAGAACAGAGGAAAAUCAUCCACCGCGUCGACCGCCGACUCGUGUCCAUUUGCGGCUUGGGAUACUGCAUCAGCUUGAUGGACCGGACGAACUUGUCAGUUGCUGCCAUCGCCGGCAUGACAAAGGAGCUCGAACUGCACAUUGGCUUUCGAUAUUCUAUUGUCGCCCUUGUCUUCUUCAUCACAUAUAUUCUCUGCCAACCGCCAAUGACAGCGGCUAUUCGCAAACUCGGACCAAAGAACUUCAUCAGUUUUAUUAUUUUUACUUGGGGAGUCUGUUUGAUUGGUUUUGGUCUGUGUAAGAACUGGGAACAACUUACAGCCCUCAGAGCGCUUCUGGGAGUCUUGGAGGCGGGCUUUUUCCCAGGGACAGUGUACCUCCUGUCGACCUGGUACUCAAGAUACGAGGUUCAGAAGCGUUAUUCGAUCUUUUACCUGAUAGGAUGCGUGGCGGCCGCACUUUCGGGUAUCCUCGCCUUUGGCUUUAGCCAGAUGUCCGGCAUUCAAGGAAUGCUUGGUUGGAGGUGGAUUUUUAUUAUGCAAGGUCUCUUAACCAUUGUCGUUGCAAUAGUCACCUAUAUUUUCCUUGUGGACUUUCCCGACAAAGCUUAUAAAGCUUGGGCAUUCCUAAACCAGGAUGAAUGCGCCUUCAUUAUUCGACGAUUGAACAAGGACAGAGGUGACGCGGAUGCUGAACCAUUCACCAUUAAAAGAUUCCUCCGUCCGGCGCUAGACUUGAAGAUCUGGGGCUUCGGCAUGAUAUUUUUCUGCUUGACCACGGUCACCUACGCCAUCGCCUAUUUCCUCCCCAUCAUCCUCCACGACAACAUGGGCUUUAGCGUUAGCGAAUCCCAAUGCCUCGUCGCACCCCCGUACGUCGUGGCGGGAAUUCUCAUGUUCUCCUCCUCCUGGGUGGCGGACAAAUAUAAAAUGCGGGCGCCUAUCCUCGUAUUCAACAGUCUCGUUACCAUCGUUGGGUUACCAAUCAUGGGAUUCGCAGAAAACAAUGUAGUGCGUUACUUUGGAGUUUUCCUGACCACCGCAGGUGCCAACGCAAACAUUCCGUGCUCGCUCGCGUACCAGGCCAAUAACAUCCGUGGUCAGUGGACGAGAGCGCUAGCCAGUACCACGCUGGUUGCGAUGGGUGGGGUUGGAGGAGUUGCCGGUAGUCUGGUUUUCAGGUCGCAGGAUGCGCCCGAAUAUAUCCCGGGCAUUUAUGCUGCUAUUGCUUGUCAAUUUCUGCUCCUUCUCAUUGUUGGCUCAUUGAGCCUUUACUUCUGGCGAUGCAACAAGAAAGCAGACCGCGGAGAAUUGGUCAUCGAGGGAUCACCUACUUUCCGAUAUACUCUAUAGAUAGCUUCAGACGGCAGGCCAUGGCAAUGAUAGUCAGCCAGUACUGGCGCCUGGUUGGCGAAAUUGUUUCCACAUAAUUCUUCUUUUCAUGUUUUGGAAAUUGAGAAUUUUCCUGAGCGGCGACCUCUGAAUUUUGGGGCCAAAUAACUGUAGAGGAGGCAUCUCCUAUGCGCUUUUAUUCCACAUCAGGUUAUUGUACACACAAGUGCGAGAACGCGGUUAUGUUAGGCUUCUUGUGGAAUUACAGCCACAUUGCGGAAGGCUGUCGUCGCAUUGUUUUCAUAUAUCCCAGUGUUCAAUCGAUGUUUAUCUUUUCAAGACAUGGGAACUUAGAGUAUCCUUGGCUUCCCUUGGCGCAUCUUUAACCGAAGGUCGGGGUUCCGUUAACGUUCCGGGGCAUAGUAGUAUGUUGUUACUCCAGCGUAAUACCCUUUGGAUUGAUUAUAUUUUUCUCGUAUGAAAAAUCUUGGUGGGGGGUAGCAGCGCCAGAGGAACGACAGCAGCGAUGCGAAUCGGAAUCAGCACGAUUGGCUGUUGGGGUAGGUAGGGUCCGCAAAUCCGGACGACAAUCAAUCACGCGUAAAGCAGGAUAGAAGUUCAGGAACAGAAAUGCCAGAAGGUAGAUCCCAGAUCCGCGCCUAUGUAAAUCCGGCAGAUAUUAAGUUAAGUUAGGUCAGGCCAAUAUCGCGAUGCCCCUUUUCCAGUAGUAGAAUCUUGGCUCACAAGAAAAGUAUUUCCGAAUCCCUGACCCUUGCUAACUCUGAAAUGCAUCCAACAGCCCUGCAAUUGACGGUUGGCAAGUGGAGGUGGAAACUGGUCCCUGACCAACUAUCCGCUUAAUACGCCGUGAGGAAAUUAGAGGUGAUAUCGAACAUAGACAUAGUAUCAUUCUCUUUGCUCCGGCUUUGAGUAGUAAUGUUUCCCUUACUGUCGUGUAGGUGUCGUGUAGGUAUCGUGCGCUGACGAAAGUGUCGCAUGCCACAGGAUUACGGGUUUCACAAAAGCUGAGCGGAGUUGGAUUAACGUUAUAAAUAUUACUGUCUUAUGUAACAGCGAGAUUGCGAAAGAGAGCGAUGAGGACCA